Molecule: messenger RNA, 2671 nt
Organism: Orycteropus afer afer
Lineage: Eukaryota; Metazoa; Chordata; Mammalia; Tubulidentata; Orycteropodidae
Gene: KAZN
Product: kazrin, periplakin interacting protein
Molecular function (GO): protein binding
Source: RefSeq, a predicted model, not a curated record
GGGGUCUCGGUGAUCGCUGCUCCUCCUCCUGCUCCUUCUCCUCCUCCUCUUCCUCCUCCUCCUCUUCCCCCCGCCGCCUUGCUACCGCCGCGGCUCCGGCUGGAGGCGCCGCUGUCAUUCCUGCGCCGGAGAAGCUGGCGCUGCCGGUGCCUGGGGGUCGGGGCGGGGGCACGGGGCCGCGAGGGACCCAACAGGUAGAGCUGGGGAGCCCGGUUGAGAGCCCCUUGCGCGUCAUGCAGCUCUUUGUCAUCUCUCUCGCCCCCAGGCCAAAAUCCUGAGCAUGAUGGAAGACAAUAAGCAGCUCGCGCUCCGCAUCGAUGGGGCGGUCCAGUCGGCCAGCCAGGAGGUGACCAACCUGCGAGCCGAACUCACGGCCACCAACCGGAGACUGGCGGAACUGAGCGGCGGCGGCGGCCCCGGACCGGGCCCCGGCGCGGCGGCCAGCGCCUCGGCGGCGGACUCGGCGGCUGCGAACAUGGAGAACCACCAGCUCGGCGCGCAAGUGCUGCUGCGGGAAGAAGUGUCUCGGCUCCAAGAGGAAGUACACCUUCUCCGGCAGAUGAAGGAGAUGUUGACGAAGGAUCUGGAGGAGUCACAAGGUGGCAAGUCCUCUGAGGUUCUCUCGGCCACUGAGCUCAGGGUCCAGCUGGCUCAGAAGGAACAGGAGCUAGCCAGAGCCAAAGAAGCUUUGCAGGCCAUGAAAGCCGACCGAAAGCGCUUAAAGGGCGAGAAGACGGACCUGGUGAGCCAGAUGCAGCAGCUGUACGCCACGCUGGAGAGCCGCGAAGAGCAGCUUCGGGACUUCAUCCGCAACUAUGAGCAGCACCGCAAGGAGAGUGAGGACGCUGUCAAAGCCCUGGCCAAGGAGAAGGACUUGCUGGAACGGGAGAAGUGGGAGCUGCGGCGCCAAGCCAAAGAGGCCACGGACCAUGCCACGGCACUGCGCUCCCAGCUGGACCUGAAGGACAACCGGAUGAAGGAGCUGGAGGCUGAGCUGGCCAUGGCCAAGCAGUCCCUGGCUACGCUGACCAAGGACGUCCCUAAGCGGCAUUCACUUGCCAUGCCGGGUGAGACGGUGCUCAACGGCAACCAGGAGUGGGUGGUGCAGGCAGACCUCCCGCUGACCGCAGCCAUCCGGCAGAGCCAGCAGACGCUCUACCACUCACAUCCCCCUCACCCUGCUGACCGGCAAGCGGUCAGGGUGAGCCCCUGCCACUCCCGGCAGCCCUCUGUCAUCUCCGACGCAUCUGCUGCUGAAGGCGACCGGUCAUCCACACCAAGUGACAUCAACUCCCCAAGACACCGGACACACUCCCUCUGCAACGGCGACAGUCCAGGCCCAGUUCAGAAGAACCUGCACAACCCCAUUGUACAGUCACUAGAGGACCUUGAAGACCAAAAACGGAAAAAGAAAAAAGAGAAGAUGGGGUUCGGCUCCAUCUCCCGUGUCUUUGCCAGAGGGAAGCAGCGGAAGUCCCUCGACCCCGGCCUCUUUGAUGACUCUGACAGCCAGUGCAGCCCCACUCGUCAGAGCCUCAGCCUGUCGGAGGGUGAGGAGCAAAUGGAUCGGCUACAACACGUGGAGCUGGUCAGGACCACGCCUAUGUCCCACUGGAAGGCUGGCACCGUGCAGGCCUGGCUGGAGGUUGUCAUGGCUAUGCCCAUGUAUGUCAAGGCCUGUGCAGAGAACGUGAAGAGUGGGAAGGUGCUGCUGAGCCUGAGUGACGAGGACCUGGAGCUGGGCCUGGGUGUCUGCAGCUCUCUGCACCGGCGCAAGCUCCGCCUGGCCAUUGAGGACUACCGAGAUGCCGAGGCUGGCCGGAGCCUGUCCAAGGCUGCAGACCUGGACCAUCACUGGGUGGCCAAGGCCUGGCUGAAUGAUAUCGGCCUGAACCAGUACUCUCAGGCCUUCCAGAACCACCUGGUGGACGGGCGCAUGCUGAACUCCCUGAUGAAACGAGACCUGGAAAAGCACCUGAAUGUGUCGAAAAAGUUUCACCAGGUCAGCAUCCUGCUGGGGAUCGAGCUGUUGUACCAAGUGAACUUCAGCAGGGAGGCCCUCCAGGAGCGCCGGGCCCGCUGUGAGACACAGAACAUCGAUCCUGUGGUCUGGACCAACCAGCGGGUGCUCAAGUGGGUACGAGACAUCGACCUGAAAGAGUAUGCAGACAACCUGAUGAAUAGCGGCGUCCAUGGUGCCGUGCUGGUGCUGGAACCCACUUUCAAUGCCGAGGCCAUGGCCACUGCCCUGGGCAUCCCCAGUGGGAAGCACAUCCUUCGGAGACACCUGGCAGAGGAGAUGAGUGCCAUCUUCCACCCAGCCAACUCCGCAGGCAUCCGGGAGGCUGAGCGCUUCAGAACACCGCCAGGGAGGGCCUCCAGCAUCACUCGGGCUGGGAAGGAGGAGAACUGCAGUGCCAUUAAGUACAAGGCUGGCCGGCUGCCCCUGGGGAAGAUAGGAAGGGGCUUCACCAGCAAAGACCUCGAUUUUCACGAUGACUAUGGCUCUCUCCAAAAUGAAGACUGUGGAGACGAUGACCUCCAGGGCAGGCCAGAGCAGUGCUGUCUGGAAGGCUACAACAGCCUGGAGGUCACCAAUGUAUAAGGACCAAUGGCCCCACUAGACCCAACACUGAGAGGUCCAAGGAGGAAGGACACCAGCUGACCUCAG